AUGUCAUUUCUUCCUUGGUGUAUCAUUGGUGAUUUUAACGAUCUACUUUCUCAAGAGGAUAAACGGGGCAAUCAUCCCCAUCCGAAUUCGUUGUGUAUGGGAUUUCGACAAGCGAUUAGUGAUUGUGAUCUGUCGGAUAUUCCACUAGAAGGUUAUCCGUUCACUUGGAUAAAAAGCCGUGGUACUCCUCACGUGAUUGAAGAACGGUUGGACAGGGCGAUGGCUAGUACAAGCUGGCUCCAUCUUUUUCCUAAUGUGAGGUUAUCUAACCUUUUAGCUUCACAUUCAGACCAUAGUCCGAUAUUGUUGCAAUGUACUCCUUCUUUUAGAUCUCGGUUCAAUGGUUCUUUUCGCUUUGAGAAUAGUUGGUUGAGAGAACCAGACUUAGAGGAGGUAGUGCUUGAUGGUUGGGGUGUUCACGAGACUAUUGAGGUGGUGGACCAUGUAGCUAGAUGCGCUAACAGACUACAAAUAUGGGGAAAACAUAAAAAGGUGAAAUUUAAGGAGGAAAUUGAUGAAUGUGUGAGAGAGAUGACGGUGUUAAGGGAUAACCAGGGGGAGGAGGAAGGCAAACGAUAUCAGGAGAUUCAUGACUGA
Molecule: messenger RNA, 597 nt
Organism: Trifolium pratense (red clover)
Lineage: Eukaryota; Viridiplantae; Streptophyta; Magnoliopsida; Fabales; Fabaceae
Exons: 1
Coding region: 1-597 (198 amino acids)
Source: RefSeq, a predicted model, not a curated record